AUGGCCUCUGACAGCUCUGCCUGUCUUGACGAGGCUGGAAAUCAGCAGGACGAAAUUGAUCGUUCUGAUAUUGAAGACGACCAUAUUUCGGAUAAUGAAGAAGACCAACGUUCCAGUAAUGGAGAAGGCGGUCAUUCUGACAGUGAAGAAGAAAAAACGCAUCUGGCGAUCAGUCGAAAGUUCGAGGAAGUAAUUCAGAAAAAUGCAAAUGCUCUCUUAGGAUUUGAGAAAGAGAGGUUAGAAAAGGAUCAGCUGAUCGACAAAUUACUGAAGAAGGUAGAGUGCCUGACAGAAGGAGGAAUCCAGAUGGAAGAACACAUCAGAGACCUCGAAAGACUCAACAAAGAAAAGGAAAGAAACAUCUCUUCAAUGUCCGAAGAGAUGCAGAACCUGAGAGACGAAGCAGCGGAAAAGGCGAAGGAUACAGAAGCUCAAGAAAAGGAGAGGGAGCAAAAAGACCAGAUGCUGAUCAUUUUGGAAAACACGGUCGUAGUCCUCGAGAUGGAGAAGGAGACGUUGCACCGAGAUCUACAGCAAAGUGAAAAUAGCAGGAAAGAAAUGGAAGUCCAAAUGAAAAGGCUAAAUGAGGACCUGGAAGGACUUCGAAAAGCGAACAGGAGGAAAGAGACGAACAUUGAAAACUUGAAGAGCGAAAACGAGCGGAGGACCUCGAAGAUCAGAGGUCUAGAGGACGCGUUACAAGUCCUCAAAAUUGAGAAGCAGAUGACCCACGAAAAUUUGAAACAGCUCGAAGAAUGCAAAGCAGAAUUGGCUGAGAAAAAGGAGGAGCUGGAGAAGCUGAGAGAACAGAACUUGCAGAGGGGCAGAGAGAUCCUCCGACUGGAGAAAGAGUGCUGCACCCAGAAACAACUGGAAGUCAGCGGUCUGCUUAAAGAAUCUAAAACUGUUAUAGCAGAAAAACCGAAGGCAGAUGGGAAGAUGAAUGACCUGAUGAGAAGGAAAGUCAUACUUGAAUUCGAACUUGCUGAGACGAAGGAGGAAUUAGAGACAAGGGAAUUUGAGAAGAUGGAGGCAUUGUUGGAACUCGUAAGACUCCAAGAAGAGCCCUUGGGUCAGGAUACGAAGAUCAGCUGUUUGGAAACGAAAGUCAGAAUCUUUACAGGAGACAAGGAAUGUCAGGCAAUGAAAGGUCCAGUACCAGAGAGGAAAGCUGAAGAGAAAAAGGCUUCGGGUAAAACUCGACGUCUGAGGAAGCCCCAGAUCAACUGCAAAGUCCUCUACCGACGAAUGGACAGCAUCGAGGAAGAACUUCGCAGAAUCAAAGGAUUGCAACGACCUUCAGCUGGCACCAAGGGUCAUUCAAAGGCCCCGACUAAACCUCCAUCAAUUGAGAAGCCUCUUAACAGAGAGGAAUUGCAUCAGAAAAUGAGGCUGAUAUCUGCAGCCAACCUCCAACGGCUGGAGAAGGAUGCUAAAACGGUCCGAGAGCUCUACAAGAUAAACGCCGUCACGUAA
This is a messenger RNA of Macrobrachium nipponense, 1476 nucleotides long. RefSeq names its product CAP-Gly domain-containing linker protein 1-like. The transcript has a single exon. Bases 1 to 1476 code for a protein of 491 amino acids. NCBI's taxonomy places the organism in Eukaryota, Metazoa, Arthropoda, Malacostraca, Decapoda, Palaemonidae. The record is from RefSeq and is a predicted model, not a curated record.